AUGGACGGCCAGAAGUUUGCUAGUGCAGCACAACUUCGGGGGAAAAGUCCAAACAUAAAGAGGAGGAAUUGAACCAUUGCGGUGGGACUUUCUUUUAAAUUACACUUUACCUCUAACACAACGCGCAUUUUACAGCCAAUUCCUCUUGCUGUGUUACUUCCUCGUCCAUUCUGUGAUUUAGCAAAACAAGCUAAUUUACGGAAUAAUCACAGAGGUCGCGCCAUUCCGACAGCACCUGAAGGCAACAUCAGGAAAUCAGGAGCUGUGUACGUGUAAAGCUGAUAAAGGUAACACGGCGAGGUCCGGAUAAAGAUGUGAAAGUUCAGCAACACUGAGAGGAGAGACAUGUCUGCGUCACGAAAGGAACUACAGGAGGCCUUGUGCUGCUACACGGCAGAUACCCUCACCUACACUGACACCGUGAGGGGCUUCUGCGAGAGGAUCUCUAAAUGGAUCCUCAGGAGGGAGUCAGAGUUGCACAUGAUGAUGGACAUCAAGGACAGGGCUGACAGCAUCGACCUUAACAUCAGCCAUUUUACCCAGUCAGAGAACAAAGGUAAAGCCUUCCUGGAAUACAUGAAGAGCAAGGUGACCCAGGUGACCGCAGACAGCAGGCGCGCAGAGCUGGAGAAGGAGCUGGCUGCUGUGCUGAAGGACACCCAGGAGGGCCUGGAGACGCUCCACCGCUUCCUGGACGCCGUGGAGAAGCUGGCGGUCACCUCACUCCACGUGUUCACGGAGGGCAACCGGGUGUUACAUCUGCCAGAGGGGAUCAGCCUCGAGCACGUUCAGGUGGUCAUCGCGGCAGCGCGGCUCAGCUGCCCCCUCCUCCUCGAGUUCAAAAGGGAUGCGAGCGUCUUCUUCCUUCCCCGGCUGCAGAAUGUGGAGGUGCUGUCGUAUCAGCUGGACAGAUACAUCCAGACCACCCAGAUUCUCUGCAGCAAGAUGGAGAAAAGCUCUUUCAGUGACUUUUGCCCAAAGAUGACUGUGAACACUGAGGUGGACCUUGAUGUGGAUUUGUCUGAAGAUGACGUGCAGAGGAUGCUUUACCACAUCAAUCAGCUUGAUGAUAUCAGGAUGAACCAGCACUUCCGCAUGGUGUUCUUGUUCCAGGAGGACUCGUGUCACAGCUUCAUCGGCCAGUUCAGCGGCCGUCAGCCCAGGAUGCUGCAGUUUCUGCAGGACAUGGAGGAGAUCGCUGUUCAGCUGGACAGGAUGAAUAAGGGGGCGAGGAUCUCCAGCGUUGCGGGCAGCUCGGUGGGGGCGGUAGGAGGUGUGCUCUCCAUCGUCGGCUUGGCGUUGAUCCCGUUCACGGCCGGAGUGUCUCUAGGUCUGACGCUGACCGGGGUGGGCCUGGGAAUAACCAGCGGAGUCAACAGUGCCGUCACCACCGCCACAGAGAUCGGAGUAAACCGCACGCAGCAGAAGAAGGCCAGUGAGGUCUUCCAGAGCUUCAUGGAGGAUGUGCAGAGCCUCCAGGAUUGUCUGGAAGAGGUCUCUCAAAGGGAAGCGAGCCAGAUAGAAGUGGCUCUAGGAGUAGGGAAGUUGCUCUGCAAAGCUGGUGCUAUUGGAAAAGGGAUCGAUUCACUUGUCGACGCUGCUUCUGCCGUUAAGAUGCUAAAAAGUGAGGAGCUGAUUGCCAGUGCUGGCAGAGUGGCAGUGCAGGAAGGUAAAGCCAUGCGCAACGUGCCGAGGGUGGCGGCAGACAUCCCAGAUAUCGGCCAGGCGGCCGUCAAAGGGCCUCUCGCCCUCACCAAGUCAGCCAGGGCCGGUCUCAUCGCGGUCAACGCUCUUUUCGUCGGCAUGGACAUCUUCUUCAUCUGUAAAGACAGCAUCAGUCUGGCCAAGGGCAGCGAGACCGAACUCUCACAGUUCAUCAGAGCCAGAGCUGCACUGUGGCGCUCGGAGAUGGACUCGUGGCAGAAGAUUCACGACUCCCUGUGCGAAGGGCUGCUGACGUCGGAGAAAAACCAAGCCAUCAUGGAGACUCCGUAUUAUCCGGAGGUGGAGACCCCGUGUUACCCAGAGGUGGAGGUGAAGAAGAAGAACAAGGAGAAGAAACAAAGUCGGACGGGACCAGAAGUUCCAUCUGACGAAGCGGAUGAAGAAGCCGAAGAAAAGAAGUCCUGUGUGAUUCAGUAGAGCUCAGUGAGCAGAGGUCACAGUGUGCCUCUUUUUGCCAACUAUGACACUACGAGAAGAAGCUGUAUGAGAUCGAAUGAGUGCAAAUUCAACUCUGCUUGGCACCCACUCUUCUGCAUCGCACAUCAUUGAAAUGCACCUUUGAGGAAUUCUCGAUUAACUGUAAUUCUCAUGACAUGAACCAGAUAAUGGAGUGACUUUAUUUUACUCCUGACCAUUUGGCCUGUGUGCUUUUUCCUCGACCAGUUUGAUGAACAUUUUGUCGAGCCUGCGUCCAAUCAUAAUGUAUGAAAGGUGUGAUUUAGAAAGCCUCCAUACUUUGUAAUGAAUAUAAUGAAAAAUGACUGUAAAUAUGAUAUAAGUAUUGCUACUACUCUCGUGUGAAAGUAAAGAUUCAACCUGCACUUUUUUUCUGACAAAACUAAAUGAAAAGGUAAAUAUUUUUUUGUGAAUUGCAACGUUCUGCAUUUGUUUUUUGUUUUUGUUUUUUUUCAGAUAUUUUCAUACGUAACAGACUCAUGUGAUCUAUUAAGGUUUCCCUUCACCUGCCUGGACAGUAGGGAAGUACCCACAUCUGAGUAUGUAUUUUGAGAAGGUAAUAGUAAUGCAAUGGAAGCAAAGUAACUUGUUAAUCCUGGGGGAGAAAAAGUCAACUCUUUUUCUACAAUUAAAUAUGAAAUAUCUUUGCUGAUAUAAAUGAAAUGCCCUUAACUUGCUAUCUCUCCCUCCUUGCGGUUGGACGUGAAUAUUGUGAAAAUGCUUGUCUUGUUGUUAUAAUAGCAGAAUUCAUCUGCCUUAAUUAUCAGCUCUAUAAUGCACCACCCAGCAGGCACACACAGCGCCACAAAUCAAACACACCCAAGACAUUUGUGACCGACAGGUGGCAGUCGCCCGAAUACAAUGAUGGCUGUGUACGUUCUCACAAACCACGGGCAUUUUCAAUUUGCAUGUUUUUGACACAAUCAAGGUUUCUACGUGAUGUUCGGGUCACAUGAGUCGUGUUUCGACUACGUGUCAGGCAAAUGUAGCGCGAUUACAGUAAUGUUUCUGUUUCUGUGGAUCUGAACAAUAGUAGAGGAGCAGAAUGACCAUCUCACAUCUGCUUCUUUAGUGUUUGUGCUGUCUGCUCAUGACGAGGUUCACAUGUUAGAAGAGAUGCGUCUGUAUGCUUGUAAUACAUGUUGUGACAGUCAGGUGGAGGUGUUGUUUCAGCUUUGACUCUGCUGCUUUUUUCAAGACUCGCUCAAUAAAACACUAUAACUGUGCUCUUGA
This is a messenger RNA of Acanthopagrus latus (yellowfin seabream), 3414 nucleotides long. RefSeq names its product apolipoprotein L (gene apol). Bases 346 to 2142 code for a protein of 598 amino acids. The transcript is spliced from 5 exons. Gene Ontology annotation, molecular function: lipid binding. Gene Ontology annotation, biological process: lipid transport; lipoprotein metabolic process. Gene Ontology annotation, cellular component: extracellular region; membrane. Lineage: Eukaryota; Metazoa; Chordata; Actinopteri; Spariformes; Sparidae. The record is from RefSeq and is a predicted model, not a curated record.